Cuscuta campestris is the source of this 5048-nucleotide messenger RNA. NCBI's taxonomy places the organism in Eukaryota, Viridiplantae, Streptophyta, Magnoliopsida, Solanales, Convolvulaceae. The record is from the annotation of a GenBank genome assembly.
ACUCAAGUUUUAUUUUGCCCAAUAAAAAAAUAACUCUCACAAUGGGUUAUUUUGAAAAAAAAUAUUCCAAUUUUUGUCUAUUGGAGAAGGAAAUUUCUCUCCCAUUAAAAAAAUCCAAUCGCAAAGCCUUUUUGAUGCAGCUAUUGGAUCCAGAGUCUCUUUUGUUGCUGGAGUCCAUGCCAGAGUCCGUCAGGCCAAGAUGUCGGCGCUGAAACAACCACCCAUCCAGCAAACCUUGUAAACGGCCACUCGAGCGCGUGAUGCCAUUCCAAGAGCAGAUCCGGAAGUAGACCCUAAAAGGCCGGCGUCGGGGAUGAGAUAUCCGGUCGCCAUGGACGCGGCAUGGGCGCGUCGUCAUCUCACGGAGAAUUCGACUCUUUGGAGUCGUUAAUUGGGCCCAGAGCUGCUUCGUAACCUUUGGAGAAAUACCUGGCGCCGAUGAGCUUUAUAUUACAGCUCGAAGCGUUGAAAUUCUUACUGGAUUUCUACUCUCCCUUCCACCAACUCGGAAUAGGGCCAAGGCCAGAUUCGUCAAAGCUCAGAAUCCAGUGAUUGCCAGAAAGACCACCAUGGACGGUAACCCACUUGACGGAAUUUUCUCUUGCAACGAGCUAAACGACAUCAGAUGUCCUCCCCACAAUGGGCCCUCAUAAUUAAACGGCCGAACCCGCAGACGUUGAGGACUAUAAUCGCCUGAAGUUAUGGUCCUCAUGGUCGACAACUAUCCGGUGCCUCAUUAGUUCUAUCUCCCUCCGCUGCACAUCACCACUCAUGUCUACGGUUGAUCUGUGGUUUUUUAAUUUCUGCCACCACCACCAUUGGAGAUCUUCCCGACAUAGCUCAAAUCAUGUUGUUGUGCUGGGCAAUCCUGACCAACUAUUUCUAGCGUGGAAGUCCAACUAUGGGUCACAUAUUUCUUCAUCUGGAAAAAUUCUGGAUCAUUAAUCCAUGGACUCUUCAUCGCUGCUACUGUUGAAGUCCAUACAUGGCUCGCUCUGCAGUUGAUGUUUGCCUUCACUGUGUUGCACCCAUUCUGCUCCAACCUGGAAGUUUCAACCCUAAGGGGAGGAAAACAAAUAAAGAAAAACAAAUUAGAGAGAAGAGCAUGUGGCGGACAUAGUAUAAAGCACCCACAUGAUUGAUUGAGUUAAUUUAUUCAAAUCUGGUGGAAUCAAUGGCCAAACAUGGAGAAGGAGUUUGAUUGAUGACCCCACCACCACAUGCAACAAGGAAAGAGCAAUGAUACUUUCAUUAAAUGGUUACCACAUGUGGUGGCCACAAAGGAAUAAGAUUAGCUUCCCUGAAGAUAUAAGGGGCAUGCACUAUCCUUUACAGUGAUAAUCGAGGAAUGGCCCACAUGAAGAUUUGAGGUCCGGUAAUUAUUUGGAGAAAGACUGAGACACAGGCCCAGCCUGGCACGCUGGUUACUACACUGGUCUUGCUCAAUGUGAUUAUGAAAUAAAGGAAAGGAAGACUGAGACACAAGUCGAGAUUGAAAAAACAUCUGAUUCAAGAAAUUAGAGAAUUGAUGAAGACUCGAAGGACUAACAAUAUCAACCAGUCAAGAAUGGAAAGUAAGAAGACUGAAGAUAGAACUCGGAGGACCUGUUUACUUUUUUAAGUUGAUGAUUCUCACAACUAAAAAAAGUGGAGGACUUCUUGAUGGGAAAUAAUACGUGGCUCGGCCCACAUUUCCCAAUUAUUUACGAAGAAUAAUCAAAUCGAGCCUGUUUCAUAAAAUGAAGGAAUAAGAGAAUAUUCCUCCAAAGAUGCUCCCCCUCCCUCCUAUAAAAGGAGAGGUAUUCCAUUAAAAAGGAGAGGCCAUUUUCAUUCCUUCUCCCUGCCCAAUUCUCUCUCUCUCUAGAAUAUGUAUAAUAUAUAUUUUCUUCUUCUUCAAGAGCUUAGAAGCUCUCCAUCAAUGGCUUCCGAGCCCAAAUCAUGUACCAUGUACAACCCCCGAUAUUAAUAAAAAUCCCCCGUUUGCAAGGGCCCAUGUCAAAGGAAAGUGAUCUAUGGGGGGAAGAAGAUAGAGAUCUCGGUAAGGAUAAUGUUAUUUGUACUUCAAGAAUUUGUACCUUAUUUUGUACGUAGUAUACCGCAAGAUUGCACCAACAUUUUGUGUUGAUGUAAUGCUAACUUUUGUUAACACACCAACACUUUGUGUCAAUGUAAAUUUUUGUUAACGCACCAAUACUUUUUGUUAAUAUGAACGAUCAAAAUGUUGGUGCAUACAUUUGGUGUACAAAUGGGGUACAAAUUUUGGGGUACAUUUAGCAUGCUCUAUCUUGGUAAUGUUGGGAAAUUGAUUAAUAAUCAAAAGAAAAGAAAAAAAUAAGGAAGAGGACAAAGAAGAAAAAGAAAAUAAAAGAAAGGAACAUGCAUACGCACUAAUGCAUGUUGGAGGAUGUGUUCUCUCUUGUCUCUUAGUGAUGCAUGAUAUGGAUGCAUGUGAUGUGUGAAGAUUUUUGGCUAUAAAGGAGUUCACAUUGCCUAGCUAUGUGUGUGUGGGUUUUACACACCACCAAGGUAGAGAGAGAGAGAAACAUGGGAGGAAUUCUACACAAGAAUACCACCGGGAAAAUCCAAGGGGUCUUGGUGAGUGUGGGUGAGUGUAGGGAGUAACUGGUUUUAGUUACUCAAAGAAAUACAUCCGGGCAUAGGAUGUUGAAAGAUUUGUUUAUGAGUGUCUGGAAUUUAGCCUUGUAAACAGGGAAGAGUUUUUUGUAUAUUGUCCUGAAAUAGUGGAAAUAUAAUUUUUUUCUCUCAUAUAUUCUUCUUGUGUUUGUUCUCUCAUUUUUCUGGUGUUCUCAAUAUUUUUCGGUAUCUUACGCGCUUAAAAUCCCAACAGAAGUUUCACUCAUCUGCAUAUCCAUGUCACCCAAACACCCGGCUCUACUCCGAUUCUGCAUGCCAUUUUCAUCGAAAGCCAAAUGGAAUUCAAAUCAAGAACUGAGCUCAAAGAUCUCUCAUCCUACUCUACUUCUCAUCGAGUCCUGCAAUUCCAUGUCCCAGCUCAAGCAAAUCCAGGCCAAUAUGACAAGGACUGGCCUCAUAUUUCACACCUUCCCCGUCAGCAGACUCCUUUCCUUCUGCGCUUUGGAUGAUUGUGGAGAUGUACAUUACGCAAGGUUGCUCUUUUCACAGAUUUCAGAACCCAAUGUGUAUAUCUGGAAUACCAUCAUUAGGGGUUACGUUAAGGCUGAGCUUAGAGAAAUGGGAUUGUCCAUUUUCAGUGGAAUGAUUAGGGAAAAUAUAGAAAUGGAUGAAAGAAGCUACGUUUUUGCGCUGAAAGGUUGCAGGUUUUUAGGAGGGUUUUGUGUGGGGGAGUCGGUGCAUUGUAGGAUUAGGAAGCUCGGCUUUUGUGAAUAUUUGGUCGUGAAGAAUUGUUUGAUUCAUUUUUAUGGCGAGAGUGGAAGGAUGCUUUGUGCGAAGAAGGUGUUUGAUGAAAGUUCUGUGAGGGAUGUGGUGUCCUGGACUUCAUUAAUGGAUGGGUAUGUGAAAAAGAGUAUGGCUGGUGAGGCAUUGGCAUUAUUUCGUACAAUGUGUUGCAGUGGGGUUGAGCCGACCGAGGUUACAAUGAUAGCAGUGUUCUCUGCAUGUGCGCAGAAGGGGGACUUGAAGUUAGGGAAGUACUUUCAUGCUUUUAUGGAGAAGAGAGGUAUGAAAUGCCGUGGUCUGAAUUUGCUGAAUGUGAUACUGGACAUGUAUGUAAAGUGUGGUUGUUUGCCUAUGGCUAAAGAGCUGUUUGGGAAGAUGGAAGAAAAAGAUGUUUUUUCAUGGACAACUAUGAUAAACGGGCAUGCCAGGUAUGGGGAAGUGGACCUAGCAAGGAGGUAUUUCACUGACAUGCCCCGUAGAAGUGUUGUGUCAUGGAAUGCGAUGAUUGCGUGCUAUUCACAGAACAACAGACCUGGGGAGGCCUUGGAGCUUUUUCAUGAAAUGGAGAGAGAAGGUGUGGUGCCCAUGGAGAGCACUUUGGUGUGUGUGCUCUCUGCUUCUGCUCAAUCAGGCUCCUUGAAUAUAGGCAAACGGGUUCACGAUUACUAUGUUAAGCAAAGGAGGAUUCAGUGCAGUGUAAUUCUGGUGAAUGCGCUAAUUGAUAUGUAUGCAAAAUGUGGGAACAUUGAUGCCGCUGAGGAACUCUUCACUGCAAUGACCCAAAGAGAUUUGGUGUCCUGGAAUUCAUUGAUAGUCGGUUGUGCUUCUCACGGGCUUGCUGAGAGGGCACUCUCUCUUUUUGACCAAAUGAUGACUUUAGAGUUUGUUCCGGAUGAGAUCACAUACGUAGGGGUUCUCUCGGCAUGCGCUCAUGGGGGAUUGGUGAACGAAGGCUGGGGGCAUUUCAGGAACAUGAGAAAAUUCGGGUUAAUGCCAGUAAAAGAGCAUUAUGCAUGCCUGGUUGAUUUGCUGAGCAGAGUUGGGCGACUCGGGGAUGCAUACGAGGUUAUAAGAACAAUGCCUAUGGAAGCAGAUGCAGCUGUUUGGGGUUCCCUUCUCAAUGGUUGCAGAAUGCAUGGGAGUGUUGAGUUAGGAAGACUCUCCGGUCUAAAGCUCUUAGCUUUGGACCCUGAAGACAGUGGCAUCUACAUGCUUCUUGCAAGUCUAUUUGCAAACGAGCGAAAAUGGGUUGAUGUGAGCGAGUUCAGAAGCAUGAUGAGAAGUAAAGGGGUCAAGAAGAACCCGGGGUGUAGCUCAAUAGAAGUGGAGGGAAGGUUUCAUGAGUUUGUUGCUUCAGAUAGGUCACACCCUCAAUCCAAAGUUAUACGUAAGGUGCUUGAUGAGAUUUUCUUCGUGUCGAAAUUGGAAGACCAACACCAUACACUGCAAAUGUAAUUCAUGACAACAGCCUGUUUGCCUAGUCCAUGCAAUGUCCCAUGAUUUUGUCCUUAGUCUAGUAACUUUGCUGAUUAGUUCUGCCAAGAGGAUAAAUUAUGUGUAUACCUAGGGUGUCGGUCUAUGAAACCGUAGAGGCAGUUAAACAUCUGUGGUGCAGAACGCGGAAACAAACCAACUGUAAUAUGUAUGUGCGAUAAAUGUAUUAAAUUUGG